This is a messenger RNA of Fusarium venenatum, 1566 nucleotides long. The record is from RefSeq and is a predicted model, not a curated record. Lineage: Eukaryota; Fungi; Ascomycota; Sordariomycetes; Hypocreales; Nectriaceae.
AUGUACCAAGUGACAAACCCCACCAUCCAUCACAACCUUGAGCUCUCUCCAACUCUCGACAAUGCCACCCAAGACCAAAGUCGUCCCCAAGCUGCUCCAGAAUCCCCCCCAGACACCAUCGCACAGCGCUCAGAGCAACGGUUUUUCCAAACCAAUCCCGUUGAGAAGCGUCGUCAGCAAGUCGGCCUAUCGUCUCUGACACCCGCUGAGAAGAAGACAUACGCACACGUUCACCUUAUACAUCCCGCCGUCAACCGCCGCGUGCCCUUCUCCAACAAGACAGAACGCGAGUUCUGGAAGUUCGUCACAAAAGAGGGUCUUCCCAUCCGCAGACUCCCUCGCAACUACGCCUGGGGAACAGACCGCACAGGCAGAGGCAUUGGAUCCUAUUCGCCCGACGAGCUUGAGCAACGCAGUCUUAAGCACGCAAAGCUCGCAUCGCUCCAAAUCCAACACCGCCAGUUCCUCAGCAAGCGUGAGAAGCAGCACGAAAUAUCCGCCGAGGACAUCACCGCUGAAAAGACGAGGAGAAGAGCCAUGGCUGCGCUAAAAAGGGACUUGUACGGCGAGAUCACGGGUACUCUGGCGAAAGAUCCUGAGUGGGACGACGUGAUCCCCAUUCCGCAAAACGAGCCCGAAGGCGCCCUCGCGCAGAUUGCCUACCCGGACGACUAUGCCGAGGCCGUCUCCUACCUCCGCGCCGUCAUGGCCGCGGACGAGUGCUCUCCUCGAACUCUGCGCCUGACUGAGCACGUCAUCUCCAUGAACCCAGCGCAUUAUACUGUCUGGUUGUUCCGCUUCAAGAUUAUUUCCGUUCUCAAGCUCAGCAUCCCUGAUGAGAUCGAGUGGCUAAAUGAGGUCGCCUUGGCAAACCUCAAGAAUUAUCAGAUCUGGAACCAUCGUCAGCUCCUCAUGGACUACUACUAUCCUAUUAUAGAAGAAGAAGAUCAGACCAUCCGAAAACUUGCUCGUUCUGAGACCCAGUUUAUCACCCGCAUGCUGGAUGCGGAUGCUAAGAACUACCAUGUUUGGUCGUACCGCCAGUAUCUCGUCUCAAAGUUGUCCAUGUGGACCAUGAGCGAGCUUCUUUCCACACAAAACCACAUCGAGGAGGACGUGCGAAACAACUCGGCCUGGUCGCAUCGCUUUUAUCUCGUUUUUUCAGACCCGACAGCUUCCACGCCUGGAUCUGGUCCCACUGACGCAGACCCCCGUGUUCCAGCAGAGACGCUCGACCGUGAGGUCAACUACUGCAAAGAAAAGAUCAACCUUGCACCACAAAAUCAGUCCCCUUGGAACUAUCUCUUUGCCAUCCUGGCCAAGGGUGCUCGUCCCCUAUCUUCUCUCCAAGAGUUUGCUGAGAGCUUCGUUAGUGCACUAGGCAAAGAUGUAGAGGAGGUGCGUAGCUCUCAUGCUCUUGACUUUCUGGCCAAGCUCUACGACGAUGAGGGCGAGAGGGAGAAGGCAGAGCUGUGCCUGCGCCGUUUGGGCGAGAAAUGGGACCCUGUACGUGAAGGAUACUGGAAAUACCGAGUGCAGCUUUUGAAGAGUGGUGCAAAGGAGUAG